Molecule: messenger RNA, 1080 nt
Organism: Paecilomyces variotii
Lineage: Eukaryota; Fungi; Ascomycota; Eurotiomycetes; Eurotiales; Thermoascaceae
Exons: 3
Coding region: 477-794 (105 amino acids)
Source: RefSeq, a predicted model, not a curated record
GAGAGAAGCAUGCAAGGAUAAUCCUCUCGACGCUUGCACAUUCCAGGUUUAGAGCGACACGCGUCGGGGAUAUUCUCCUGCUCGUGGUUAGAUAGCACGGAUCUGAAAGCCAGGCAAGGAAACGAUCUGGGGUUGUGUAUUUUUGUGCAAUCGUGUGUCUGACGUCAGGAGCGGAGAGAAUCUGGUGUUGAACUGGUCGGCUGUCGAUGAAAAAGGAUCCAGGCUUUUCCAUACAGUAAGCAUAAGUUAGCUUGCUUGUCCACAUUCGAGUCGGUGGGUGUUCUUAUGGUGGAUGUGUGCCUCGCUGCCAAACCUCCUCGCAGGCCCGUCGCAGAAGAGUCGACAAUCCUCCAGCCAUCGUGGGCAUUCCACCGUGCUGCCUCCACUGGCCCUCAUAUAAUCAGUCUUGAGUCGUAUAUUCAAAGGCCUUGGUAGCAUCAAAAGAUUAAUUGGGCACUCUAUACGCAAACAUAACAAUGGCUCCAACCCUCCUCACUCCACGGGCAGACACUUCGUCCUGUCCAAGUACGAUCAGCGGCGGUGGCAUUGCGGGAAUCGUCAUUGGGUCAAUCGCUGGAACUCUCCUUAUCAUCUGGAUAAUCCGGCUGUGUUCCACGCCGGGGGCAUUCUCUGGUGGUGACCCAGACUGGGGUUACAGAAGCGGAGCGACAGACUCACGGGGCCGACACCGCCGUAGAAGAUCGGAUUCCUAUGUGAUCGAGAAGUCUCCAUCCAGAUCACGCAGAUAUCGCGACGACGUGAGGCGACCAGCGAAAGUAUAUUUGAAUCAGUGACGAGCCUCUCGAUGAACGAGUCCGCAACAUGCAGCGCGGAGCGAAGUGACUGAAAACACACGACGUGAUGGCCAUAGACGCCAUAAGAUAAAUGUGUGUCAUGACAAGCACGAUGGAAAUGGGAAUCGUCCCUCGGAUUUCUUUCUUUUUGUUGUUGCAGCUCCUGUAGCGCCAAUGGGUCGCUUGCAGGUCUUGACGAUAUAUUGUACGAGUAAUGUCCUUGUAAUCGGCAGAGAACUGAUGGAACUGAUGAUUCAUAUUAGUACUGUUUCCCUUGUAGAAAAAA